Messenger RNA from Diorhabda sublineata, 1129 nucleotides. RefSeq names its product vacuolar protein sorting-associated protein 37A (gene Vsp37A). Gene Ontology annotation, biological process: protein targeting to vacuole; ubiquitin-dependent protein catabolic process via the multivesicular body sorting pathway; protein targeting to membrane. NCBI's taxonomy places the organism in Eukaryota, Metazoa, Arthropoda, Insecta, Coleoptera, Chrysomelidae. Gene Ontology annotation, cellular component: ESCRT I complex. The record is from RefSeq and is a predicted model, not a curated record. The coding region runs from base 102 to 1073 and encodes 323 amino acids. The transcript is spliced from 5 exons.
AGUUCCAAUAAACCAACUAGCUUUAUAUAAAAAAACAUAAGUCACGCGUCAUAUUUUUGUUGAUUUAUUUCUACCUUCUUGAAAACAUUUUUUUUAAUGAAAUGUUACCAAGAUUAUUAAAAGCAAAUGAUAUCCGCAAACAUCAAAUAAAUACUUUAAAGAUAUUUAAUGAAAACGUUGCUGAAAUUAUCGAAGGAGAAGAAUAUGAUUUAUAUUUUAAUUCUGGAGGUAACAAUUUAUGUUUAAAAGUAUCUUUACCUAAAGAUUUUCCCAAUGAAAAACCUUCGUUAAAAAUAAUACCCACAAUAGUACAUACUUGGAUAACUAGUGACGGUGAUAUUACUUCAGCCCCUGGUUUGCUUAAUUGGACUGUACAUUCGGAUUUAGGUAGAGUAGUACAAGCAAUUAUAAGAGAGUAUCAAAGAACUCCACCACCUUUAGCUGUUAAUCAAUCAGCGAGUAUGUCACCUACGAUUCCAAUAAAUGGCGAAAUUCGGGCGAGUCCAAUAAAUUUCUCCACGUUCUCAAAUAUGAAGAGUUUUUCACCUCCACCUCACCCACAACAAAUUCUGUCUAUUCCAGAAUUGUCGACGUUAACUUUAGACGAAUUACAAUUUUUGAAUGAAAAUACAGACAAACAGGACGAAUUUAUUGAACAACUUGCCCCUAUUAAAGAACAAAACAAAGCUUUAGACAGUUUAAUUCAAAACGUUGAAGAACUAGCAGAAAGUAACUUUAGUAAAGAAGAUAAAUUAAAAGAACUGAAAAAAAGCGUAGAAAAUAGAUUAGAAGAAAUAACAAAAUUGGCGUUUGAAAAUGAAAGAUUACAUUCUGUGUAUCAACAAUUAUAUGACAAAUACGCUCCGAGAAAUAUACAGGAACAACUUAAGUUAGAAGCAGAAAAGGCCGACAUAGAGAGUGAGAGAGUAGCCGAAUCGUUUUUAAACGGAGAUAUAGACGUCGAUAAAUUCGUUAGUGAUUUUAUUAAAAUUAAAAUUUUGUCACAAAGUAGAAAAACUAAGGAAGAAAAAUUAGGUCAGCAAUUAGAUAGACUGGAACAAGCUGGAUUCUAAUUACUUUGGUGCAAUUCUAGUUUGUAUUUUUUUUUAAUAAUAAAAUAAUUCAUAAU